AGGGUGGGCCGGCGGCGUCGCCGGGACGGGAGGCCCGUGGCGGCAGCGGCGUGAGGUGAGGUGAGGGCCGGGCCUGGCCUCGACUCGACUCCCGUGACCGCGCCGGUGCUUCCUGCCGCGUACCGCGGAGAAGGCCGGCUUACCUCUGGGGUUUCUCUUUUGUCUCGGUCCCGCUCCCUCACGCCGCCUCAGGGGAGGCGCUGCCCCUCUGGGCCGGCCCUGGCUUGGCGGGAAGGGAACGGCGCCUUCCCCGCCCUGGGCGGCCUCCCUGGGUGGUGGGAACGGGGUAGGGCUGCUGGGAAGGCGGCGUUUCGAGCAGCCGCGCCGGGUGAGCCCGGGGCUCUCGCGGGGAAGCUGCUGGGAAGUGCCCGGGUGUCUCCGGGGCGAGGAGGCGAGGAGCUGGGGGCGGCUGCGACCGAGAAAGGGGCACAGCCUUCGCCCUCUCUCUCGGCUUCGGCGUUUCUGUGAGCAGGUGUCGAUACUCAUCAGUGGGCAGCCGUUCAAGUCUAUCGAUAGCCGAGCGUUGCAGAUCUUUGAAAUACCAAUACCAUCAAGGUUUGGUUACCAGGGGCUGGAUUAACUGAACAUACUGCUUUUGCUGCGCUAUGCUCGAGGGCAUGUAUGGCUGAAGGUGUCAGCCCCCUUCCCUUGCUGCAGGGCAGUGCUGUUCUGUUUCCCAUCAUGUGACCUGGCGCACCUGCACAGCAAAUAGCUUCCUUUUUCAAAGAAUGAGCACAUGUCGAUGGUGUACACCUAGUGGUUCUGACACCACUGAAUUCCUGAAGAGCUAUGCUUCUAAACGGUUGUCCCCGGAAGAUCUUGAAGGAUCCAAUGAUGAUCUCUGCUACUGCCUGGAGUGUGUGGUUGAAUACCACAAAGCAAGGGAAAAAUUGCCAAGGUUGCAUGAGGUCUUGUGGGAGUUGGAAACCUCCCGUCUUGUUGCCCACAUCAAGAAAUCCAUGAGGGAAGAAGCUGGAGAAGAUGAUGAGUUGUUUAUAGUGGAUGAGAACGGAGAUACACAGCUGUCUGGUUAUGUGGGCCCAGAUUUUGAGAAUAACCUGCGAGUGCCCCUUCUAGAAAUACUGAAAUAUCCAUACCUGCUGCUGCAUGAGAAAGUCAGUGAGCUGUGUGUAGAAGUGCUCUGUAGAAUGGAACAAGGUCACAGCUCCUUUCAGGUCUUUGAGAAAUAUCCAGGAAUUUAUCUCUUUUUGGUACACCCGAAUGAAGUGAUUCGUCGAUGGGCUAUCCUAACAGCAAGGAAUUUAGGGAAGGUUGACAGGGAUGAUUACUAUGACUUACAGGAAGUGCUGACUUGCUUGUUCAAAGUUAUUGAGUUGGGUCUUUUUGAGAGUCCAGAUAUUUACAGCUUUUCAAUGAUCGAAAAGGGUAAACUCAUCCUUCUGCCAUCUCAUUUAUAUGAUACUGCCAACUACAAGAACUAUUGGCUAGGGAUUUGUAUGUUGCUAACAGUGUUGGAAGAACAAGCUAUGGACUCCUUGUUACUGGGCCCAGACAAACAAAAUGAUUUCAUGCAGUCCAUACUUCACACCAUGGAGAAAGAAACAGCUGAUGAUUCUACUGACCCCUUCUGGCCAGCGCUGCAUUGUUUCAUGGUUAUUUUGGAUCAGCUCGGAUCUAAAGUAUGGGGUCAGCUUAUUGAUCCUGUCCAAGCCUUUCAAACCAUUAUCAACAGUGUGAGCUACAACAAUGAAAUAAAAAAUAUACGCAGUAGCUUUAAGAGGACAAAAUCUGAACCGGAGUCAGACUACAAUGAUGACAUGGUUACUUGCAGUCAGAUUGUGUAUAAUUAUAACACAGAAAAGCCUCAAAAGGAUACUGGAUGGAAGACUGCCAUUUGUCCAGACUACUGCCCCAACAUGUAUGAAGAUAUGCAAACACUGGCUAAUGUGCUUCAGUCUGAUAUUGGCAGAGAUAUGCGUGUCCAUGACAGCACGUUUCUGUGGUUCAUCCCUUUUGUUCAGUCGCUUAUGGAUCUCAAGGACUUGGGUGUAGCAUAUAUAGUAGAGGUCAUUCACUACCUCUGCUCGGAAAUCAAACAUAUUCUCAAUGAAAGAAUCCAGCAGUGUGACAAAAUCUCUGAAUUUUUUCUCCUGAUCUUGGUGUCGAUUAUUGAACUACACAGAAAUAAAAAGUGCCUGCAUUUGCUGUGGAUUAGCUCCCAAGAAUGGGUAGAAGCAGUGGUGAGAUGUGCUAAGCUUCCAGCUAUAGCAUUUACACGGUGCACUGAAAAAGCAUCUGGACACUAUGCGAGAGGUUCAUCAGCAGUAUCUUUACAAGCUUCUAACUCGGUGCAGCAUGCCUGUGUGCAGUUGAUACGCAGCCUUCUUAGAGAAGGCUAUCAAAUUGGGCAGCAUGCUCUUUGCAAGCAAUACCUAGACAAACUCAAUCUUCUUCUGCGAGGAACUCUAUCUUUAGGUUGGCAGCUGAACAUCCAGGAAACCCAGGAAUUACAAAUGUGUUUAAAGCAAGUUAUAAGAAGUAUAAAGGACAGAGCAUUGAAUACCUCUGCGCCUGUAGGAAACAAUGCAAACUCCACAACUUUGCCUGCCAUUUCUAUAAAGCAAGAGAAGAGCGCACGUGGCGGAGAUGACCUUUGUUCACCAUUUGCUGUCGUAUUGAAGGAAGGUGAAGAUUGUCAAGAGAACCUUCUCCCUAGAAGAAAGAGUGCCUGGGAAGAGGAAUGUAGAGAUGCAUCUAAAAGUUCAAGAUCUUGGACAUCCACAGAAGGCCUCUUGGUGAAUAUUAAAAAGGAACUUAAUGACUUGACAACUCAGGAAUAUGUUUGCCCACAGAACCCUUUGGCAGCAAAAGUAUCUGGGAAAGUUCAGGGAAAUAGGAACAAUGAUCUCGUGGCAGGGAAAUGUGAUAUGGAUAAUCAGUGCUUUAAUCCAGAUGCCCAGUAUUCAGAUUUCAGAAGAGGCAGAGAGUUGGAAAACAAAUGUGAAGCAGGACCAGGAACACUAAUGCAUCUGGCUGCUCAAACUUGUAUUGGUUCUCCAGAACAUGUUUACAGCUCAGAUGUAAAGGAAAGCUGUAUGUCUCCCAGUUCCUCUUCAAAGUUUAAAGUAGAUGUGAAUAGACUCAUGAAUUUGAAAAACAUGGUACAGAAAACUGAAUGGCCCUCAAAAGUAUCACAGCUAGUGAAGACACAUGACUUGAAAAAAUGCAGUUUAGCAGCAAGUGCUUCGAAAGCAGAGGUAGAGCGACCGAAGUUUUGCACUGGCUAUCUGUGUACAAGCAAAGAUUGUCAUAAACAUUGGGGAGUGAAUACUGUAUGUGAAAAUGAAAUCUCUGUUGGUACUCCAUCUUCAAGGAGUUGUGAAAGUGCACAGGAAAAAAGUGUCAACAGUGCUUUUCAAUCCAGACUGGUUCCAACUAAGCAGGUAUCAAAAGAAACACCACUAGAUUGCUCUAGCUCCUCUAAAAAUGAAUGUGGUAUGCAGGAAAAUGAAGAUGACAGUGUUUUGCUUUCAGGGAUUAGAGACACCUUGCUGCAAAAAGUAUCCACUGAAGAAAAAUCAGGUUCAUUGUUGAAAUCUGUGUUCAAGAAAGACACUGACAUGCAAACUUCAGACCAGGAACAGCCUCAUUUAAAUAACUUGGUUAAACAUGACUCUAAAGGUCAAAUUUCAAAGACAUAUUGUAUGGAUAAAGCUUCAGCAAAUGGUUGUGUUCCAUCUAGCUCUGAAAACAAGAGGGAUAUAUCCAACCCUGCUUCUCAGAUCAGGCCGCUGUCAGUGAAGUGUGAAUCAAGUGACAGGUUGUUUGAAUUUUCAGAGUAUUUCAAGAGAGAAAACAAUUCAAUGGGGAAGAAGGAGGAGGAUUUUGCAAAGAUGGUUUCUGAAGAUAAUACUGUUACAGACUCCCAGGUUGAUAGAGAACUCGGUAAAUUAUCUUUAGCUGCGUAUGCCAAAAGUGUCAAUUUUCCCUUUGAUUCAAGCCAAGGAAGCUCCGUACAUCAUAAUGCAUGUGAUAUUAAAAGGAAAGUGAAAGGUGCUGUAAGAUCUUCCAAUGAUGGCCAAAGUACCAAGUCUCCCUGUGAUGCAGAUUGCCUUGACAAUGAAGUCAUUAUAAUUUCAGACUCUUCUGAUGAAGAAAAAGGUGUGGCUGACAAGGAGGAAACAAAAAAAACGAAUGAAAACGUGUGUCCUGAAAAGCAGCCUUCAACUUCCAGCUGCAUUUCUGAUAGCGAUAGCAAAACAGAAUCAAAGACUCCAAGCUGUCACUUGUCACUGGAAGACUGUGAGUCUCAGUACUUUGAAUUUGAAACAGAAUUUGAUGUCUUUUCGGUUUGGCAAGAUACUCAAGCAUAUAGUACGGAAGCAACUCAGGAGUAUAAACAAGAUCAUGUUUCAGCAUCGGUUGAUAGUAGUAAUUCAGAUGGCUUACUGAACGAUCACACAAAUGAAUGGGGUUACGAUCUGGAUUAUAUAAGCGAUGAUGCCAUGGAAGAAGAAGCAAAUUUGAUAGAAAAACAGGUAGAAAAUAUCUCUCAUGAGAAAGAAGCUGAUAAUACAAAAGAAGUGACUAAUUCAACAUUGCAAGAAUCUAUUAGUAAGGGAGAUGCAAAAGAUCAACUGGAGAAUUUUGCGGACAAAGGUGCUGUUGCUAAAGACUUCACCCUGGACUCAAAAUUGACUGAACCCAGACCAUCUACAUCUAACAUCUCAUUAGCUUCAAAGUUGGCCCUUAAGAAAAAUAGCGCAAGCCCACAGAAGAACAUAGCAAAAUCUAAGGUAGCAAGAACUAUUCAAAGAAGUCCUAAAAAACCUCCUGUUCUUAAAACAGCACAAAAUAAAAAACUACUUCAAAAUACAUCAAAAAAUUCUCAACCUGGCAGGUCAAUGCCUGCUGUGGUUCCUCCAAGGAAAGUUCGACAGUGUCCUGCACCAGCAUCAACUGUAGAAAAACUUGGUCUGAAGAAGGCACCCCGCAAAGCGUUUGAAUUAUCCCAGCGCUCUUUAGAGAGCAUAACUCAAUUGCGCAGCUAUGGUAAAGCUGCAGGGAGAGUUGGAGUUGUACAGAAACAGAAGAUUAAACUAAUUGCUCCUCAGAGUUUGUCUGUAAAGCAUAAUAAAAAAUUGCUAGCCUGCCAAGACCUUCAGUUUUUUAGGCAGACAAGGCCCAAAAAAAGUGUCAGAGUGAAAAAUCCUGCAGGAAGUUCUGAGAGCAGAAACAAAAAAGUUAGCAAAGUGGAUGCAAGAUCUAUGAAACAAAAGCCUAAAAGUUUUGAACUGGCAUCUGUUGAAAGAUUGGUUGAAAACCAAAGAGGGGAAAAAAGGGAGGAGACUCUUUGUCCCUCUCCCAGUGAGAUAAAAUUUGAAAGCCUCUCUGUGGAGGAGGCCACCUGUGUCUCUAAAAUGCCUGGUUCUUCAGACUCAAACAGAAAAUCAGAGGAUAACAGUAUGAUGGUUCCUCCUGUACCUAUGGAUUCAAGUCUCUCUUCCGCUGCACUUGUUGGAGAUGAUAAAGAUGAACCUUCAGGAAGAGGUUGUAUUGUCCAGCCUGAGUGUGAGAAGACAACUUCAAGAGAAAAUGGGUGUAAACGAAAUGAAAACAGUGAAGAUGAUGAUGGUUUAUUUUUAACUCAGUUAGAUCCUGUGGAUAUGGAAUUAUGUUCUGAGGAGGAAAGUGUUCAAGAUACUGCUAGAGGUAGUGAAAAAACAGAGGAAAUGGACACUGCUGAAAACCUUCAGGAGAAUGAAUCCUCGACUGUUGUGAAAUGUAAAUACAAAGACUGUAUGGAAAAAGUGGAAAAACCGGCAGAGUACUGUAGUAAGCAUUCAGCCACCAGCUCAGAAGCAGAUCACUUGUUUGCUAAACCUUCUCUCCCACCGCCUUCUAAAACAAGAAGGCCUUCCACUACCAAAACUUUCAGCUCAGCAAGUUCUUCACGGAAUGCAGCCUUCAGCAAGGAUCUAGAAGAUGUUAAGCUACCGCCACCUUCAAAAAGCAAAGUGAAUACAGCGAAACCGGUGGUCAGGCCACCAAAUGCAAAGGCUAUACCAAUAGGAAAUCAAACACGCAAGUCUCCAAGUUUCAGUAAUGUACCUCAACCCCGUGUUUCUAAUAACGUUCUCCAGUCACAAAAUAGACAGAAUGAUAAUGCUUCAAAUAUUUCCAGAAGGCCUGCCCGAGAAGCAUAUUACUCUUCCUUUCUUGGCGCUCAGCAGCGUGAUCAUAGAAUUUUUGUUAAUGAAGUCCUACAGUGGACUUACGAAAUGUUUUCAAACUCCAGCCAGUUCGGACCUCCAAGUGAUCUCCUGCAGUCUGUAGCAGGCUCUGUUCCUGUCCAAUUUCAGGGAUACAAUGACUAUUUUAGUACAUUUUUCCCCUUGAUGAUGCUAAAUGCCUUUGAAACACUGGCACAAGAGUGGAUAGAAAACCAGAGAGUGAGAGAGAAGAGUUACUACUUCUACUUACAGAACUUCUGUGCUGACUUGAAUACAGCAGAUUUUACAGCUCAUUUUCAAGAAAGUGAUUUGGCAAGGCAGCUUCAUCCAAAGGAGGAUGACUUAAUCUUUUUGGUGGUCCAAAAGAAAAAAGACACCUUUAGGGAAGAAAGUGAGACGGAGGACCAUAUAGUGAAUCACGUUGGUCUUGUGACACGAUUUUCUCGUGCAUCUGGCUGUUUAACUAGACAAAAGGAGCAGCAUACCGUCUGUCAUCUUUCUGUGAAAACUCGAGGCAAUUUGUCAUUCUUCAUAAAUAAGCAAGUGAAGUGUGUGGUGGUUGGAUCCCUGGUGACCACAGACCGAACAUUCAAGGGCCUACUACUGUUGAGCAGGAGUCCCCUGGCUAAACCCAUCAUAAACCCAAGUUACGAUGACUUCUGUCCCAGAGAUUUGCCCAUAACUUCAGAAAGUGCUGCAUCAGAUGUGAACGAAUACAAUGAAGAUCAAAAGAGAGCCAUUGAGACUGCUUAUGCCAUGGUAAAGCAACAUCCAGGGCUUCCCAAGAUCUGCCUCAUCCACGGUCCACCUGGAACAGGGAAAUCAAAAACUAUUGUUGGACUUCUGUCUCGUGUUUUGAGAGAAAACAUUAGGAAGGAGAAGACAACUCAAAAAACAAAUUCCAAGAUCAAGCCAAACCGUUUUCUAGUUUGUGCACCAUCAAAUGCUGCUGUUGAUGAACUCAUGAAAAAGAUCAUCGUUGCAUUUAAGGAAAAAUGCCAAAACAGACAGGAGCCUUUGGGAAACUGUGGUGAUAUCAAAUUAGUGCGACUUGGAGCUGAAAAAGCAAUCAACAGUGAAGUCCGGGGAUUUAGCCUGGAUAAGCAAGUUGAACAUAGAAUGAAACGAAAGCCAGCUGACUGUGACCAGGAUAUUCAGAAGAAAAAAACAGCUCUGGAUCAAAAGCUGGACAUGCUGUCUCGUCAGCGUGCCAUGUACAGAUGUGAGAAGAGGGAGGUGAGUCAAAUGUUAGAUGAUGAAAUUGGCAGACUUUCAAAGGAAAGACAACAGCUUGCUUCUCAACUAAAGGAGGUUCGGAGGCACUCGCAGAAAGUACAGGCAGAUAUCAUCUUGGAGUCCGACAUUAUCUGCUGCACGCUGAGCACAAGCGGAGGAAGUCUGCUGGAAUCUGCUUUUUUGCGGCAAGGCCUUGAUCCUUUCAGCUGUGUCAUUGUGGAUGAGGCAGGGCAGUCCUGUGAGGUUGAAACACUGAUUCCACUGAUCCACCGCUGUAAUAAACUUGUUCUUGUUGGAGAUCCCAGACAGCUCCCUCCUACUGUAAAAUCAGUAAAAGCUCAGGAAUAUGGCUACGAUCAGUCCUUGAUGGCACGUCUGCACAGACACCUGGAGGAGCAAGUGCGGAAGAAUGUUUUACGAAGCCUGCCAGUUGUGCAGCUGACUGUGCAGUACAGGAUGCACCCUGACAUCUGCCUCUUCCCAUCCAAUUACGUUUAUGGCAGGACUCUAAAGACUGACAACAGACUGCUGGCCACAGUUUGCUUUCACUUGGAGGGGUGUCCAGUACACCUGGAAUUGACAGCCCCAGGGGUGGAAAUGCAGCCCUACCAUUUGCCAUGGAUUGAUCAAGACUGCACUGGAACAGGGUGAAGCUCUGGAACACCUGCAGUGCACUGACAUCGUUGUAUGGGGCGACACAGCAGAAGAAGUUUUUGAGAAAGGGAGAAAAUAGUUCAAAUCCUUCUGAAGGCUGGUUUUGCCAUAAAAAGAAGUAAGGUCAAGGGACCUGCACAGGAGAUCCAGUUUUUAGGAAUAAAAUGACAAGAUGGGUGUCGUCAGAUCCCAAUGGAUGUGAUCAACAAAAUAGCAGCUACGUCUGACUAGCAAAAAGGAAACACAAACUUUCUUAGGUGUUGUGGGUUUUUGGAGAAUGCAUAUUCCAAAUGACAGUCUGAUUGUAAGCCCUCUCUAUCAAGUGACCUGGAAGAAAAACAACUUCAAAUGGGGCCCUGAACAACGAUAAGCCUUUGAACAAAUUAAACGGGAGAUUGUUCAUGCAGUAGCCUUUGGGCCAGUCCAGGCAGGACAAAAUGAUAAAAAUGUGCUCUACACUGCAGCCAGGGAGAAUUGCCCCACCUGGAGUCUCUGGCAGAAGGCACCUGGGGAGACCCAAGGCUGACCCCUGGGGUUUUGGAGUUGGUGAUACAGAGGAUCCAAGGCCCAUUAUACUCCAGCUGAAAAAGAGACACUGGCAGCGUAUGACGGAGAGUUUGAGCUGCCUCAGAAGUGGUUGAUACUGAAGCACAGCUCCUCCUGGCACCCCGACUGCUGGUGCUGGGCUGGAUAUUCAAAGGGAGGGUCUCCUCUACACGUUGUGCAACUGAUGCCACAUGGUGUGAGUGGGUCGCACUGAUCACACAAUGGGCUCGAAUACGAAAUCCCAGUUGCCUAGGAAUUUUGGAAGUGAUCAUGGACUGGCCAGAAGGCAAAGAUUUUGGAAUAUCACCAGAGGAGGAGGUGACACGUGCUGAAGAGGCCCCACUGUAUAAUAAACUGCCAGAAAAUGAGAAGUAUGCCCUGUUCACUGAUGGGUCCUGUCGCAUUGCGGGAAAGCAUCGGAAGUGGAAGGCUGCCGUAUGGAGUCCUAUACGACAAGUCGCAGAAACUGCUGAAGGAGAAGGUGAAUCAAGCCAGUUUGCAGAGGUGAAAGCUAUCCAGCUGGAUUUAGACAUUGCUGAUCAAGAGAAAUGGCCAGUGUUCUAUCUCUAUACUGACUCAUGGAUGGUGGCAAAUGCCCAGUGGGGGUGGUUGCAGCAAUGGAAGCAGAGCAACUGGCAGCACAGAGGCAAACCCAUCUGGGCUGCUUUAUUGUGGCAAGGUACUGCUGCCCAGCCAGAGAAGCUGGUUGUAAAAGUACGUCAUGUAGAUGCCCAUGUACCUAAGAGUUAGGCCAUUGAAGAACAUGAAAACAACCAGCAGGUGGAUCAGGCUGCUAAGAUUGAGGUGGCUCAGGCGGAUCUGGACUGGCAACAUAGGGGUGAAUUAUUUGUAGCUCAGUGGGCCCAUGACACCUCAGGCCAUCAGGGAGGAGAUGCAACAUAUAGAUGGGCUCACGAUCAAGGGGUGGACUUGACCAUGGAUACUAUCGCACAGGUUUUCCACGAAUGUGAAACAUGGGGCAAUUGAGCAAGCCAAGCAGUUAAAGCCCCUGUGGUGUGGACAGCAAUGGCUGAAAUAUAAAUACGGGGAGGCCUGGCAGAUUGAUUAUAUCAUGCUCCCACAAACUUGCCAAGGCAAACACCAUGUGCUUACAAUGGUGGAAGCAACCACCGGCUGGCUGGAAGCAUAUCCUGUGCCCCAUGCCACCGCACAGAACGCUAUCCUGGGCCUUGAAAAACAAGUCUUACGGUGACAUGGCACCACAGAAGGAAUUGAGUCAGACAGCAGGACUCAGUUCCAAAACAACCUCAUAGAUACCUGGGCCAAAGAGCAUGGCACUGAUUGGGUAUAUCGCAUCCCCUAUCGUGCAUCACCUUCCCGGAAAAUUGAACAAUACAAUGGACUGCUAAAAACUACACUGAGAGCAAUGGGGGCUGGGACCUUCAAACAUUGAGAUACACAUUUAGCAAAAGCCACCUGGUUAGUUAACACUAGAGGAUCUACCAAUUGAGCUGGCCCUGCCCAAUCAAAACUUCCAUGUACUGUAGAAGGGGAUAAAGUCUCUAUGGUGCACAUGAAGAAUAUGUUAGGGAAGACAGUCUGGGUUAGUCCUGCCUCAGGCAAAGGCAAACCCAUCUGCAAGAUUGCUUUUGCUUAAGGACCUGGGUGUACUUCCUGGGUGAUGUGGAAGGAUGGGGAAGUUCAAUAUGUACCUCAAGGGGAUUUGAUUUUAGGUGAGAAUAGCCAGUGAAUUAAAUUGUAUGAUGUUAAUUGCUAAAUAACCCUGUUGUCGUAUGUCAUCACUACUACAGUUGCUAUGUGCCAUAUCAAUGGUAUUACAGUAAGAAUCACCCAAAUCACUGAAGGAUGGAUUUUGAUGAAACUGAGCAAAGUGCAGUGGUGAUGGAACUUGGACUGGCUUCAGCACUGGUGCCCAGCAACUUCAACAUUGACAUCUUCAACCCGCAGAUCGUGGGCACGGGCCGUGCCAAAUAGACCAGCUGCAAGUUCCAGAUGCAGCAUGCAAUAAUCCAACACCACACACCAUCUCUCCUGCCCUGAAAAGAGCGUUAUGACAGGUGGAGCCCCAAAGUCGUAGAUUAAAUGAACUCAAUGGACAUGUUAGAGGGAUGGCCCAUAGACGAAGGGAAUGGUAUCUCUGUGUGUGUGUGUAUAUCUCAAAGACAGGAAAAGUGGUGGUAGAUGAUUGGAAAGUCUAGGAUCUGGGCAUCGCAUAGAUGGUCUAGAAUAGGGGGUGGAUAAUGUCCUGGGUUUGGCUGGGGUAGAGUUAAUUUUCACAAGAAGCUGGGAGGGGGCACAGCCAGGACAGCUGACCCAAACUAGCCAAGGGGAUGUUCGAUACCAUAUGAUGUCAUGCUCAGUAUAUAACUGGGGGAGCUGGCUGGGGCAAGGAGGGGUUGCGGCUUGGGAAGGGACUGAGCAUCAGGUUCCAGGCGGUGAGCGAUUGCUUUUUGGAUCAUUUGCUUUAUAUAUACUUUUAUUAGUAGUAUUGUUUCUUCUUUCCUUGUGUUGUCCUAUUAAACUGUCCUUAUCUCAACCCACAAAGUUUUACUUUUUCUUCUGAUUCUCUUCCCCAUCUCACUGGGGAGGGGGGAAGAGUGGGCAAGUAGCUGCAUGGUGCUUAGUUGCCAGCUGGGCUUAAACCAUGACAGUAAGUUAACUAAAUCACUUAAAACUGAGCAUACUUACUGCUUAGAGUUCAUUUUGAGGCCUCAGUAUAUGCAGGUAGCAGUGAAAAUUAAGGAUGCUGGAAAAACAGCUGAAAGUUGCUUGUAUUUGAUAACAAAUGAAGUAUCAAUUCUUAGAAUUCCUGUAUAGUUACCUAGUGAUAAAAAUGUUAC
Harpia harpyja (harpy eagle) is the source of this 11452-nucleotide messenger RNA. It is a transcript of the gene SETX, whose product is annotated as senataxin. Gene Ontology annotation, cellular component: nuclear body. Gene Ontology annotation, molecular function: transcription termination site sequence-specific DNA binding; helicase activity. Bases 729 to 8081 code for a protein of 2450 amino acids. The transcript is spliced from 22 exons. The record is from RefSeq and is a predicted model, not a curated record. Lineage: Eukaryota; Metazoa; Chordata; Aves; Accipitriformes; Accipitridae. Gene Ontology annotation, biological process: termination of RNA polymerase II transcription.